CACCCCUUCCUCCCCCGGGGGUGUGGGGGGGAACUGCCUGCCCGCCUGCCCGCCCCCACAGACACUCAUGGUUCAGUGCCCCCCAGGCCCCCACCUGCCCCCAGCAUCCACCGCGCGGCCAAGCUGGGUGCCCCGGGGAGUCUGGCCGCCAUGCCACCUCCUCUUCUCCUCUUCUUCCUCCUCUUCCUCACCCCUGAGGGAGUCAGGCCCCAGAAAACACUGCUGGUGGAGGCUAAAGAGGGAGGCAAAGCUGAGCUGCCAUGCCUCAAAGGUCCCUCAGAUGGUCCCCCUGAGCAGCAGGCCUGGUUUCAGGGGGCUCAGUCAGAGCUGGACCCAGGUUCACAAGGCCUGGGCAUCCAGAAGGGGCCCCUGGGCCUCCAGCUCCUCAUCUUCAACGUCUCUGACCAGAUGGGGGGCUUCUACGUGUGCCAGCUGGGGCCCCCUUCUGAGCAGGCCUGGCAGUCUGGCUGGACAGUCAGCGUGGAGGGCAGCGGGGAGCUGUUCCGCUGGAAUGCUUCAUACCUAAAUGACCCAGGCUGUGGCCUGGGGAACAGGUCCUCAGAGGGCCCCAAGCCCUCUUCUGGUUACCCCACAAGCUCCCAGCUGUACGUGUGGGCCAAAGGCCACCCUGAGAUCUGGGAGACAGACCCUGACUGUGCCUCGCCCAGGGGCGGUCUGAACCAGAGCCUCAACCAAGACGUCACCGUGGCCCCUGGCUCCACAUUCUGGCUGCCCUGUGAGGUGCCCCCUGCCUCCGUGGCCAGAGGCCCCAUCUCCUGGACCCUCGUGCGCCCCAAGAAGCAUAACAUCUCAUUGCUGCACUUAAACCUGAGGGAGGAUGCCCCGGUCAGAGAGAUGUGGGUCCUAGACACCCUCAGGGGAGGGGCUGUUCUGUUGCUGCCCCAGGCGACCGCUCAAGAUGCUGGCACCUAUCAUUGUUACCAUGGCAACAUGACCAUCGAGAUGCAGCUGAAGGUCACUGCCCAGUCAGUAAGACACUGGCUGCUGGAGGCUGGUGGCUGGAAAGUCCCCGUUGUGCCAUUACUUUAUCUGAUCAUCUGCCUGGGUUCCCUGGUGAGCUUUGUUCAUCUUCGAAGAGCCCUGAUCCUCAGGAAGAAAAGAAAGCGAAUGACCGAUCCCACCAGAAGGUUCUUCAAAGUGACGCCUUCCCCGGGAAGCGGGGCCCAGAAUCAGUACGGGAACGUGCUCUCCCUUCCCACGCCCACCUCUGGGACGGGACGCGCCCUAAGGUGGGCUGCAGGCCUGGGGGCCGCCGUCCAGUCGUGCGGAAACCCGCGCAGCGACGUACAGGAGGUCGGAGCCGCGGGGCCCCGGAGCCCGCCACCAGCAGGCCCAGAAGAAGAGGAAGGAGAAGCCUAUGAGGAGCCGGACAGUGAGGAGGGCUCCGAGUUCUACGAGAAUGACUCCAACCUCGGGCAGGACCAGCUCUCCCAGGAUGGCAGCGGCUAUGAGAACCCUGAGGACGACGCCUUGGGUCCCGGGGAUGAAGACUCCUUCUCCAGCGCCGAGUCUUAUGAGAAUGAGGAUGAAGAGCUGGCCCAGCCAGUCGCCAGGACAGCAGACUUCCUGAGCCCCCAUGGGUCUGCCUGGGAUCCCAGCAGGGAGGCAACCUCUCUUGGGUCCCAGUCCUACGAGGAUAUGAGAGGGAUCCUGUAUGCAGCCCCCCAGCUCCGCUCCCUUCGGGCCCAGCCGGGUCCUAAUCAUGAGGAAGAUGCAGACUCUUAUGAGAACAUGGACAAUCCCAAUGGGCCAGAACCAGCAUGGGGAGGAGGGGGCCGCAUGGGCACCUGGAGCACUAGGUGAUUCCUUCCAGCCUAGGCCUCCUUAGGCCCCCGAGAUCCAUACUGGAUUCUGAAAUCUGGGACCCCAAGCAGACAGUGUCGACUUCUGGAGCAGCGUUGACUCGGAUGUGUAUAUCUGUGUGUGUGAGCGCACGUGUGUGUGUGUGUGUGUGCCAAUGAAACUUUGGCUCCCUUUACUUACUCCAAAUAAAUUCAGUGACUUCUUCUAAUCCUAUGACGUAAAUGCCCUUGUAUGGGAGGGGGAGGGAAGGUGACGAUGUGUGUACUCCCCUCUCGAAUCCAGCAGAGGACGGAGAGCUGCAUCCUGGGUACGAUGGGGCCUUUUCCCUCCUGUGAUUUGGCCUGCAUCUGUUGCCCUCACUUGCCCGCCGCUCUCUUCAUCGAGUUGUUUCGCCACCAUUCAUUCAGCAGCUGGGGGUGCCCAGUGAAGAGAAAGCCAUCCAGGAGUUGGCAGUCAUCGCUGACAUGUACUGAGCAUCUCCUGGGGUGCCCGGGUGGCUCAGUUGGUUAAGCGUCAACUUCGGCUCAGGUCAUGAUCUCAUGGUUCCUGAGUUCGAGCCCCGCACUGGGCUCUGAGCUGACAGUUGGAGCCUACUUCAGAUCCUGUCUCCCUCUCUCUCUGACCCUCCCCUGACCGUACGCGCGCUCUCUCUCUCAAAAAUAAAUAAACAUAAAAAAAAAAUUUACUGAGCAUCUCCUACGUUCCAACACCAGUUAACUCAUUUAAUCUUUAAAAGUAUUUUUUUAAUGUUUAUUUAUUUUUGAGAGAGCGUGUGCACCUGUGCGCACGCACACGGGCACACAAGUGGGGGAGGGACAGAGAGGGAGGCAGAGGAGCCCCGUGCCAGACUGGAGACCCAGUCCCUCUCCUGCUCCAGAAGGUUCAAUGUGCUAUAGAAGACUGACUAGAGUUUUCAGUACUUACACACUUUAUUGCCAGAAUUUCGCUUAAUGUACCCGUUUUUUCUUCGCAAUGCCCUGUUAUUUCGAGACCGUCUUCCUUCUUUAUCUCUCAACCUUUACAACUUACAUUCUGUGUGUUAACACUAUUACUCUGUGCCAUGCAUUGUGCUAAUAAGUGCUUUACAGGUAGCAUCUCAUUUUAUCCUUACAACAAUCCUUUGAGGGAGGGAAGCUAAAAUUAUUCUGUUUACACCUGGGAAGCCUGAGUCAUGGAGAAAUUAAGUACUUCCUGCUAACUGACCUUAGGUAACUUACUUAAGUUCAGGGACCCUCAGUUUCCCCGACUGUCUAAUAGCAUUAGGGAGGGGGCAUGGUAUGGUUACCAUUAUCUGUAUAAUGGGUUGAAUUUCCCCAUGGUGAUGUCAAGGUCUCUUUGACUUCUUCAUGUUUCUCCUGAGCUUCCUGGGCCCCACUGCCUGGGGGCCAGCAGUGACUUUUUCCCUCCACUGUCUGUUGGGUGACUUGCUUCCAUUCUGCAUCCCAGGGCCCGUGGGUGGAUUUUUUUCUGUCUUCUGUGCCCAGCCCUUUCUCAGGUCCUGGUUUUGGGCAAGACACUCAGUUUCCUUUCUCUGCUGUCCCUGGGGCCUCAGCUUGACCUCUGUCCCCUUGUGGGUAUGAAAACCCCAAUCCUAGGGAUCUCGGUGUCCCUGUGGAGUGCUAGACUUCAGCCACCUCUCAGCAUUGUGGCUUUGAUUUCCUUCUUUAUUUCUAGCACCUGGAAGAUUGUGCUGCUGUUGAGCUCAGAUAUCUAUUUUAAAAAGAAGAAGAAGGCGUGCCUUGGUGGUUCAGUCACUUGAGCAUCUGACUUUGGCUCAGGUCAUGAUCUCAUGGUUCAUUAGUUCGAGCCCCAAGUCAGGCUCUGUGCUGACAGCUCAGAGCCUGGAGCCUCCUUCAGAUUCCGUGUCUCACCCUCUCUCUCUGACCCACCCAGCUCACACUCUGUCUUUCUCAAAAAUAAACAUCUAAAACAAUUUUUUUAGGGGCGCCUGGGUGGUUCAGUUGGUUAAGUGGCCAACUUCCGCUCAGGUCAUGAUUUCGCAGUUCAUGAGUUUGAGCCCCACGUUAGGCUCUGUGCUGAUAGCUCAGAACGUGGAGCCAGCUUCAGAUU
Molecule: messenger RNA, 3894 nt
Organism: Acinonyx jubatus (cheetah)
Lineage: Eukaryota; Metazoa; Chordata; Mammalia; Carnivora; Felidae
Gene: CD19
Product: CD19 molecule
Exons: 15
Coding region: 151-1824 (557 amino acids)
Biological process (GO): B cell receptor signaling pathway; regulation of B cell activation; B cell proliferation involved in immune response
Cellular component (GO): external side of plasma membrane
Source: RefSeq, a predicted model, not a curated record